UUCCAGCAACAAUAUUAUAAAUAUUAAUAGAAGGGUAAUUUAGUAGAAAAGCAAGGGCAUUUUCGUGAAGGAUCUUCCACAAUCCACACUCUACUCUUGUGAACAUUGCAUUUCCUACACCAUUCUCUUUCUCCUCCAGACCCAAAAUUCUUGGUUUUCUCUUUCUCUUUUUCCUUCUUCGAUUCCAUUUCUUGUUAAUUCGCGCGUUCCUUCGUUCCCAAGUCAGCGUUAAGGGUUACGUUUGUUUGGCGCGUGCGAUGAAGAUCGAGGAAUUGGACGACGCGGAGUGUAGUAUAGACGAACAAGAGAAGUACGAGAAGCAGAUGGUCAGCGUUGAAGUGAAGAGAGCGUUGGUGGGCGCAGGUGCUCGGAUCCUGUUCUAUCCCACUCUCUUGUAUAAUGUGCUUCGUAACAAAAUUGAAGCUGAGUUCAGGUGGUGGGAUCAAAUUGACGAGUUUUUGUUACUGGGCGCUGUUCCUUUCCCCAAGGACGUCCCUCUUUUGAAGAGCCUUGGUGUGGGUGGUGUGAUUACUCUCAAUGAGCCAUAUGAAACCUUGGUGCCGUCGUCGUUGUAUCGGGCUCACGGGAUUGAUCAUUUGGUAAUUCCCACAAGAGAUUAUCUCUUUGCCCCCUCGAUUGUUGAUAUCAACCAGGCUGUGCAGUUCAUUCAUCAGAAUGCAACUUGCGGCAAAACUACUUAUGUUCACUGUAAAGCUGGGCGGGGGAGGAGUACAACAAUUGUGCUUUGUUAUCUGGUUGAAUACAAGCACAUGACACCUGCUGCUGCCCUGGAAUAUGUGCGGUCUCGACGACCUAGAGUGCUACUAGCACCAUCACAGUGGAAGGCUGUUCAAAACUAUAACAAUCGCAGGCCGUGUCCUUUACCGUACUCCCCCUCUGGGGACGCAGUUCUUAUAACCAAAGCGGAUCUUGAAGGAUAUCAUAGCACAUGUGAUGCUGGUAUGGAGCUGGCUAUUGUCCCCAAACUUCCAAGGACUAUGCCCAUGAUUGCAAGAUUAUCUUGCCUGUUUGCAUCAUUGAAAGUAUCUGGUAGCAGUGUACCAAUGAUCAGGCGGCUGCCGGUUUCUGAGUCACGUGCUUGCUAAGCUAGCUUGAUAUUCUGUCAAGCAGGUGGCCUGUACAGAAGAUGAUGAUGAAAAUAAGUGGAGUUUCAUAAUUUCCCAAAGUCGGUACAAUUGUGUAACAUGAAGAGAGGAUGCAUAGAAAGAUAGGAGAGAAGGUUUCUCCAAUGUUGUGUUACAGAUUAAGGGGAACAUGUAGUUUCUUGUACAUAUAUAUUUACCUUUUACAUGUUUGUUAAUCCAAGUGAAUCAUCGUGCAAGUUAAAGCAUUGUUAAUGUGAGAUCAGGUGGUGACCUAAGGGUUACUUGUCUUUACAUAAAACCAUAGCCGAAUCACUCAUUCGCUACCUAUUUUGUA
Messenger RNA from Vigna angularis (adzuki bean), 1440 nucleotides. RefSeq names its product phosphatidylglycerophosphate phosphatase PTPMT2-like. Gene Ontology annotation, biological process: protein dephosphorylation. Bases 258 to 1106 code for a protein of 282 amino acids. The transcript is spliced from 7 exons. Lineage: Eukaryota; Viridiplantae; Streptophyta; Magnoliopsida; Fabales; Fabaceae. The record is from RefSeq and is a predicted model, not a curated record. Gene Ontology annotation, molecular function: phosphatidylinositol-4,5-bisphosphate 5-phosphatase activity; protein tyrosine/serine/threonine phosphatase activity.